This is a messenger RNA of Ananas comosus (pineapple), 3235 nucleotides long. RefSeq lists its product as uncharacterized. Bases 652 to 3168 code for a protein of 838 amino acids. NCBI's taxonomy places the organism in Eukaryota, Viridiplantae, Streptophyta, Magnoliopsida, Poales, Bromeliaceae. The transcript is spliced from 2 exons. The record is from RefSeq and is a predicted model, not a curated record.
GAUUCAAUGUCUAAAAACAUGUGAUGUUCUUGAAUCGUCCAUACAGAUGGUGCAAGCAAAAACAAUUGCGUCCCCCACGCGGGAAGCGUGUUCUCCAAGUUGAUCCACCUCCCCGCCCCGAUAUCCCGUUUGAAAUUUCCUUUACAUCACCCCUUCCUUACACACUCCCUCUUUCAUUUACUUCCCCUUUCCUUCCCGCGCUUUCUCUUUUCUUACACACUACCCAAUCCUCGAUCAGAUCGCUGCCAGUGGUCUCUACGGCCACCUCGCCUGCCUGCCUGCCUUUCGGACAAAUAUUACCUGUCCACCGCAACCAAUUCCGGCCGAAUCCCACGCAAUCUGUGCCGCCUCUCCGUUUCGCUCUUGCUCCUAUAUAUAUAUGUAUAUGAAGUACCGAAGGUACCUAGUUAAUUAUAAGCACCCGCUCCGGCCAUACAUACAAUACAACACCUGCUCAUAACUAACUGAAAAUUGAGCACCAAGUAAUACCGACAGAAAUCACAGCAGAUAUACUUCUUGUACAUAACAUUACGUACUGGAUUCAUUAGGAUUUGACGUAGCAUAGGUUAGACCGAGUAAUUCGAUUCCCAAGAUCUAGCUAGAUAGCCGGCCGGCCAGUAUUCGCAGCAGCUAGCAGUUCGAUUAUAUAGAAUGGAAGGCGAAUUAGGCGACGGGAGCGUUCGUCUGCAAAUUAUGGAGCAGCCGAGUGAGGCGAGCAUCUACAUGUCCACCUUAUUUGAGCCGCAGCGCGAGACGCCACCCUCGUGCGACGGCGACGACGGUCAUCCUCGCGGCGGCAGCUGCCCGUCGAUGUACUCGUGCCACGACACCUAUGAGGCCCCCGAGAAGAAGCUGACGCUUUUCGCUCUGCGGCUGGCCAUCCUGGAGAAGGCUGCGAGCGGCCUGGGCGCGCUGGGCUUCAUCUGGGCCACCGUCGUGCUGCUCGGAGGGUUUGCCAUCACGCUGGAGAAGAAGGACUUCUGGUUCAUCACCGUCAUCCUACUCAUCGAAGGGACGAGAAUCUUCAGCCGCAGCCACGAGCUGGAGUGGCAGCAACAGGCUACGUGGUCCCUCGCCGACGCCGGCCGCUCCAGCUUCCGCGCCCUCAAAUCCAGCUUCCGGUCCCUCAGGCUCGCCUUCCGGCCCUUCUCCAUCGACAGCGCCAGGAUCGCGAGCGACGUAUGCAAGACCGGCGAGCCGCCGAGGGGUGUGCUGGGGAGGCGGCGGCGGACGUGGCAGAGCGCCGACGUGCCGCUCCUGCCGUACGCCGGAUGGGUCUUCCUCUCGCGGAACAUCAGCCGCGUCUUCUACUGGCUGCAGCUGCUCUCGGCCUCGGCCUGCGUCUCCCUCUCGCUGAUGCGGCUCAUCGAGCAGGACUUCGGGGCGGUGCGUGCCGGCGACACGGACAAGACCAACCGCAAGUCGGCGCUGAAUAUCUUCUACGGGCUGGCGCUGGCCGAGGCGCUCAUGUUCCUGGCCGAGAAGGCCUUCUGGGAGUACAAGGCCAGCCACCAGCGGCUGCUCGAGCGCGUCAAUGCCGAGUGCCAGCUGGGCCCCUCCGGCAUGGUGUCGAUCAAGCGGUUCUUCUACGACGCCUACUCCAGGUGCGUCAACGGCAGCAUCUUCGACGGGCUCAAGAUGGACCUCGUCGCCUUCGCGGAGCAGCUCCUCGUGUCCAGCUCCCGCGACGAGCAGCUGAUCGGCGCCCGGAUCCUCAUCAGCUUCGCCACCAGCCGCCCCUUCGCCGACAGCACCCUCCGUAAGAUCGGCACGUCCACGGCGGUCAUCGAGCGGCUGAUCGACAUGCUGAACUGGAAGAACGCCAACCCGGCGGAGGAGGAGAUCCGGCGGUCCGCGGCCACGAUCGUCUCGAAGCUGGCGGGCAAGAAGCAGAACGCGCUCCGCCUCGCGGGGAUUCCGGGCGCGAUGGAAUCCAUCUCCUCGCUGCUGUACACCGGACGGAGCGUUCCAAGGCCGGGGGAGAUAUGCGGUGCUGCAGUACACGCCGCCGCUGCCGCCGAAGACCGAGCGAGCUGCUACGACUUGUCGGCCUUCAAUCUGCUCGGCCUGCUGAUCCUCAAGAAGCUCGCGCACGACCACGACAACGGCGACAAGAUGGGGAACGCGCGGGGCCUGCUGGACCGGAUCAUCGACUUCACGAGCAUGGGCAAUAAUGGCUUGCGGACCGAGUCGCAGAUCAAGGCGGUGAAGCGGUCGCUGCAGGUGGUGAAGAUGCUGGCGAGCACGACGGGGCACACGGGGAGGGCGCUCCGGCAGGAGAUAUCGGAGAUCGUCUUCACGGUCAGCAACAUACGAGAGAUUCUGCGGUGCGGGGAGCAGCACAUGGAGCUUCAGAAGCUGGGGAUCGGGAUCCUGACGAGCCUGGCGAUGGACGACGAGGGGAGAGAGAGGAUCGGGAGCACGGGAGGGAUGAUCAGGGAGCUGCUGAGGAUAUUCUUCUUCCGUCCGACCACUCCUGCCCCUGCCCCUGCCCCUGCCCCUGACAAGGAGGAGAACGCGGUGACGACGGAAGCAGGGGAGGCGCUCUCCAUGCUGGCGCUGGAGAGCAGGCGCAACUGCGAGAGGAUCCUCAAGCAGACGGACGUCGUGGAGAGGCUUGUGGCGGCGUUGGACGAGCCGGCGCUCCGCAUCGAUGCUUCUAGGAUUCUGCACAAUUUGUGCGCCUACGCGGGCUCCCAAUGCUACCUUCGACUGAGGCCGGUCACCCACGGCAUUACCACGGUGCUUAAUGCAAUCAUGGUGGAGAAGUCGAAACUACUCGAGGUCUCUCUCGGUCUCACCUCUCAAAUGUGCAAAUUCAUGAGCGCCGAAGAAUUCAGCGGGCGAUUGUACAAAUCCGGCAUUUCAGAAUCCGACUUUGUGAUCAACCUGAUCCGCAUUCUAAACAAGUAUAACCAUCCAUCCGUAAAGGUUCCCAGGAUAAGGAGGUUUGUGAUUGAGCUGGCGAUUUGGAUGAUGAGAGCAGAUUCAAACAAGAUCAAGCUAUUCAUCAGUUCUGGGAUGGAGAAGGAGCUACGAUCUGUAUCGGAGACAACUUCGGAGCUCGAGUGUUUCAAUGUUUUCUCCGGUAGCGUGGGACUCAGUCCGCAUGAUGUUAGUCUUUGUUCUUUAGUAGACACGGCACUGCUACUGAUGGGAAAAAGCUAGCUAAAUGGAGAUAUUCGUUACGUACAGAAUAAAUGUAAUAUCAAUUGUUAAGCAAUUCUUUCAUUCA